AAAGGCAUACUAAAAAAGUUUACCAAAGGAUGUUUUUUUGUGUAAAAUAAGCCAGAGCCCAAAAUUUGUUCCGGUCCAAAUCUAUAUUCAGUAACGAGCAACAUUUUCCGCAGCUCAAUAAACGACCAACAACCACCGCAGAGCUAGUCAAACCACCACUACUCACGGCGGGUGGUAUCCAAUUCUGAGCUGAUGGCCAGUAUCAUCGGCGUAGCAUCUUCUCCUUUUCCCACCCAGACUUCUCAUCUCCUUCCAUCUCGCUCUAAUUCCAUAUCUUCUCUCAUUCAACUCAAGAGAGAUUCGGUUCGGCGAUUGUUGUUGCUUCGAGUGAACUGCUCAUCAAGACAGGUCGGAGAUGCAGAGACAGAAUCAGAAUCUAAGGUGGUAUUGCCAGAUACUUCUGCUGAUACAGGCUUUUCAGCAUACAAUUGGUGUGCAGCACUUGGAGGGAUUGGGUUUCUUGAGACUUCUUACUUGACGUUCCUCAAGUUCACUAACUCUGAAGCAUUUUGUCCUGUUGGUGAUGGUGCCAGCUGUGGCAACAUCCUCAACAGCAGCUACUCAGCUGUAUUUGGUGUUCCUCUUUCAUUGAUUGGUAUGGUUGCUUAUGGAGUAGUUGCAAUACUUGGGAUACAAUUGGGCCAGAAAAGCAGGCCUCUUGGAAUUGGUGAAGCUAAUGGGCGUUUGGUUUUACUUGGAACAACUACUUCCAUGGCAGCUGCCAGUGCAUACUUCUUGUACAUCCUAAGCACAAAAUUCACUGGGGAAUUUUGUCCAUACUGUUUAGCUUCUGUCCUGUUGUCAUUUAGUUUGUUCGUCAGCAGUAUAAAGGGUUUGGGGUUUCAAGAGGUGCAAAAAGAUGUGGGUAUACAGUUACUUAUAGUUCUCUUGGUGGUUUCUACCCUAAACAAUUCAUACAGUGACUCUCAGCCUGCAAACACAGGUUCUGCUAUGUCUGAGAUGGAAUACUUUACAACAGAGAUCACAUCAGAGUCUACACCUUUUGCUAUAUCCCUAGCGAAACACCUGCGUUCAAUUGGGGCAAAAAUGUAUGGGGCUUUCUGGUGUUCUCACUGCCAGGAACAAAAGCAGAUGUUUGGACGAGAAGCAGCAAAGUUACUAGACUAUGUAGAAUGCUUUCCUUAUGGACUUAAGAAGGGAACUUACAUGAUCGAUGCAUGUCAAGAAGCAAAACUCGAAGGGUUCCCUACAUGGGUGAUCAAUGGGGAGGUUCUUAGCGGAGAGAAGAAGCUUUCGGAGCUGGCUGCACUGUCUGGUUUCGAUAUGAAAGAAGAACUUACUGAGGCUAAAUGAGCUCUGUUGACCAACAGUCACAUAUUCUUAGGAUAUCGAAGUUCAUGAAUUCUUAUAACUGCCCUCUGGUAUUUACUUAGUUUCAUAAUGUAAUUAUCUUCUUAUGUUAGUAAAACUGAAUAGAUAGUAUGAUGAAGUGAA
Molecule: messenger RNA, 1455 nt
Organism: Solanum stenotomum
Lineage: Eukaryota; Viridiplantae; Streptophyta; Magnoliopsida; Solanales; Solanaceae
Product: thiol-disulfide oxidoreductase LTO1
Exons: 7
Coding region: 193-1314 (373 amino acids)
Molecular function (GO): oxidoreductase activity
Source: RefSeq, a predicted model, not a curated record